AUGGAGAAAGCCCCUCAAAACUUCCACUUUAAUGAAGUACUUUUGAGUUCUCAACGUCUUAAAACAUUUCAAAGUUUUCAAGUAGAAAUAAAAUUUCGAAAAAGAAGAAGUCAAUCAUUCUCAGGUGUACAAAGUUUAGUUAGUAAUUCUAUUCAAAUUUCAUGUCAAUGCGUUGAAAUAUUCAAAUUGAAAGUCAAGCACAUGACGAGACUAGCAAAGUUUUUUAUGGUUGAUGUCAUACUUAGGUCGCAACAAAGCAUCCUUAUACCAAAUGAAAGUUGA
Molecule: messenger RNA, 282 nt
Organism: Clunio marinus
Lineage: Eukaryota; Metazoa; Arthropoda; Insecta; Diptera; Chironomidae
Source: the annotation of a GenBank genome assembly